AUGAAAACUGUAGUAUUAAACGCUAGUGUGAGUACUGAUACAUCUAAGUGGUAUGAAAAAUAUUCUAAAUUUUCAGCAAUUGUAAGAAUUUUAGCAUGGGUUCUAAGAUUUAUUAGAAGCUGUCAGGCAAAAUCUGUAAAUAGAGCAAAAUUCUUGUCUGCAGCCGAGUUAAAAGAUUCAAAAAACACUUUGAGUCUACUAGUUCAACGUGAAAGUUUUUCUCAGACUGGAGAUGUAAUAAAUGGUCUUUCAGUCGUCAGAGAUGAAAUAGGACUGAUAAGAGUGAAAACAAAGAUUCUCGCAAGAGAUGAUGAAUUUGGAUUUAAAUAUCCAAUUCUACUUCCGUCAAAGCAUCAUCAUAUUGUGCAAAGUCUAGUGCUCGAAUACCAUAAAAAGAAUUCUCAUGCCGGUGUUCAAAUGCUCAUGUCAAUGAUUAGAGAAGAAUAUUGGAUUAUUUCAGCUAGACAAACAAUUAGAUCAAUAAUCAAGAAAUGCAUUACCUGCAAGAGAUUCACAACACAAGUCACCUUCAACCAUACCUAUUCAUUUACCUUUAGACAGAGAAAAAGGACUAAAGCCUGGGUGGUGCUGUUUACAUGCGCAGUUCUACAGAGCAAUACAUUUGGAGAUCGUGACAUCCUUAAGUGCAGAUUGCUGUGCACUCGCGUUGAGAAGAUUCAUCGACGAGGCCGUCCGACAGUUAUCUAUAGUGACAACGGCACGAACUUUAUCGGUGUCUCUUGUGCAUUGAACCAAAUUGAGUGGCAAAAGAUAGCUGCUCUUGAAACUCUAAAUCCAAUUAACUGGAAAUUCAUUCCCCCAACCGCAGCAUGGUGGGGCGGUUGGUGGGAGAGACUAAUUCGCAUAGUGAAAAAUCUACUUGUUCGAGUUCUUGGUAAGUCGUCUGUUACGUAUGAGGAACUGCUCACAGUUCUUUGCGACGCAGAAGCCACCGUUAACAACCGCCCGUUAACAUACAUCUCCAACGAUGCAGAUGAGUUGAGGCCUCUAACACCAUCCAACUUUCUCCAAGAUGUAAAAGAGAUUGGAACGGCUGAUCUUGAUCAUUUGGAUAGGAACAAACUGGUAAAGAGAGAACGUUAUUGCCAAGAACUGCGUGAACAAUUCAGACGACGAUUCCGGAAAGAAUACUUAGGUCAGUUGGUGCAAAAAGCUACAUCUGACAAAAUUUUCAAAGUUGGAGAAGUGGUCCUUGUUGGUUCUGAAAACCAGAAGAGACUUAAUUGGCCACUUGCAGUAAUUGAAGAACUGUAUCCAGGGAGAGACGGCCAUGUGAGAGUCGUCAAAGUCAAAACUCCACUUGGUCAUCUCGUUCGUCCAGUCCAAAAAAUUUACCCUCUAGAAGUUAAUUCUUCUGGGGAUCCCAUUAUACCAGAUCAACAUACUACUAAUGACACACCAGCAACAUCACAGAAUGACAUUCCAAUUCAGAAAGAUGUUUCAGCAGCUCCUCGGACGUAA
Messenger RNA from Stegodyphus dumicola, 1482 nucleotides. RefSeq lists its product as uncharacterized. The record is from RefSeq and is a predicted model, not a curated record. NCBI's taxonomy places the organism in Eukaryota, Metazoa, Arthropoda, Arachnida, Araneae, Eresidae.